Messenger RNA from Ochotona princeps (American pika), 945 nucleotides. RefSeq names its product olfactory receptor 4D6. Gene Ontology annotation, biological process: G protein-coupled receptor signaling pathway. The transcript has a single exon. Gene Ontology annotation, cellular component: membrane. Gene Ontology annotation, molecular function: G protein-coupled receptor activity; olfactory receptor activity. NCBI's taxonomy places the organism in Eukaryota, Metazoa, Chordata, Mammalia, Lagomorpha, Ochotonidae. The record is from RefSeq and is a predicted model, not a curated record. Bases 1 to 945 code for a protein of 314 amino acids.
AUGGACCAAACCAACUACACCAAUGUGAGGGAGUUUGUAUUCCUGGAACUCACUCACUUUCGGGAGCUUGAGUUCUUCUUCUUUGUGAUCUUUCUUCUUGUGUAUAUAACAACCAUUUUGGGAAAUGCACUCAUUGUCAUCACAAUCACCUUUGAGUCUCGCCUCCACACGCCCAUGUACUUUCUGUUACGAAACAAAUCAGUCCUGGAUAUUGUUUUUUCUUCUAUCACUGUCCCCAAGUUCCUGGUGGAUCUUUUAUCAGAGAGAAAAACCAUCUCCUACAAUGGCUGUUUGACACAGAUUUUUUUCUUCCACUUUGCUGGAGGAGCAGAUAUUUUUUUCCUCUCUGUGAUGGCCUAUGACAGGUACCUUGCAAUAGCUAAACCCCUACAUUAUGUGACCAUUAUGAGGAGAGAGGUGUGGGUGGCCUUAGUAGUGUUUUCCUGGGUGGGUGGUGGUUUGCAUUCAAUUGUCCAGGUAAUUUUAAUGCUUCCACUCCCCUUCUGUGGCCCCAACAUCCUGGAUGCCUUCUAUUGUGAUGUACCCCAGGUGGUAAAACUGGCAUGCACUGACACCUUUGCUUUGGAGCUCCUGCUGAUCUCCAACAAUGGACUGGUGACACUGGUGUGGUUCCUCCUCCUCCUUGGUUCAUAUGCUGCCAUUCUGGUGAUGCUGAGUUCUCACUCCGGGGAGGGGAGAAACAAGAUCCUCUCCACCUGCACAUCCCACAUACUGGUGGUGACACUCCACUUUGUGCCUUGUGUUUACAUAUACUGCCGGCCCUUCACCACUCUGCCCAUGGACACAGCCGUGUCCAUCAAUAACACAGUCAUCACCCCAAUGCUGAACCCCCUGAUCUACAGCCUGAGGAACCAAGAGAUGAAAUCAUCCAUGAGGAGACUGCAGAGGAGGCUCGUGCCUUUAGACCACAAUAAGCUGGGGUGA